GCAAUAUUUCCUUGUGCUGCAGAUACACGUGGCACGCCUGCAGUAUUGGUGUUGGCGUGCAUGGAGGUAGUGGUGGUGGUGAUGGUGGUUUAAUAAUGGUAACAAUGAUGCAGUAUUGAUGAUGACAAUAGAGGAAGACUGAUACUUAAAUCGUAAGGAGUGCAAGAAGAACUGAGAACAUAAUUCGUGCACUGUGGCCGCAAUGAGUCUGCAGGAAAGGAACAACAUUGGUAAUGGACGGCGCAGGAUCUUCAGUGUGUACACGUUGGUAAUGGUAGUGGCAGUGGUGGCGACGGUAGUAACGGCAAUGUGGUUGUGGUUGACAGUGCGUGAGCGGCGAGAUGGUAAACAAGAGGAAAAAGAGAGAACCUUGGAGGAAGCUACACUGAGAGCCUUGGGUCCCAUGAAGGCCAGUGACCCGCACCUAUUGCGUCUCCUACAGGAAAGAUACCUGGAGCCGCCGUUCCCUGGGCCGCCUGACCUGAUGCUGGACCGAACUGGACCAGAAGCAGAGAGAUACAACAUUUACAGGACCAGAUUCUCUUCCUGGAUGAGAACCAAUAGAAUUAUCAAAACGCUAUUUUCCAGCGCACCUCCAGGAUUUUUCGUGGAGGCUGGUGCGCUGGACGGCGAGUUCAUCUCCAACACUCUGCACCUGGAGCGUGAACUUGGCUGGACUGGUUUGCUGGUGGAAGCGGACACCACUCUCUACUCAGCUCUCGCAGGUAAGCGGAGGCGAGCCUGGUCCUCUCGCGGCUGUCUGUCCCCCACUGCCUAUCCCCAGGAGCUAAUCUUCCAUGGGUACUUCGCAGACGCCUCUGCUUCAGUUGACACUCACCUUCUCGUGCGGUCAACAGGUAACCUGGAGGGCGUGCAGGCCCCAGCGGCAGGACAGAUGGGCACACAACACAGGCAGGUGGUGCAGUGCUUCCCACUACUGUCGUUCCUGUUGGCUGUCAACACCACAGCUCUGCAAUACGUGAGUCUGGACGUGGAGGGCGCCGAGGCAGACAUCCUUAUUAACCUUCCCUGGGAGGAGGUGGAUGUGGCUGUGUGGACCAUUGAGCACAAGGUGAACACCGAUAAAUUUAAGAAUAUUUACGAACAACCUUUGCUGACAAGUGGCACUGAAACUAGUGAAGUGGAAGUCUUAAACACAUCAUUCAAAACAACUAGUAGUCUACGCUCUGCUCCCGUGAAAGCCGUGACGAAGGUGGUGUACUACGCGGCCCAGAGAGAUCCCAGCCAGGGCAAGGACCCUUACUUCAUCAGGUUCAUGCAGGAACGAGGCUACGUGCUCUAUGAUUACUGGGACGGGGACUACACCUUCAUCAAGAGGAAUUCUAGUAUUUGCCAACGACACUGUCCUGCCUGAGUGACAUACAAUGAAACUGAUAAAUAUUAUGCAA
Molecule: messenger RNA, 1409 nt
Organism: Scylla paramamosain (green mud crab)
Lineage: Eukaryota; Metazoa; Arthropoda; Malacostraca; Decapoda; Portunidae
Exons: 7
Coding region: 203-1375 (390 amino acids)
Source: RefSeq, a predicted model, not a curated record